This is a messenger RNA of Girardinichthys multiradiatus, 2405 nucleotides long. RefSeq names its product adenosine monophosphate deaminase 3a (gene ampd3a). Gene Ontology annotation, molecular function: AMP deaminase activity. Gene Ontology annotation, biological process: AMP metabolic process; IMP salvage. Gene Ontology annotation, cellular component: cytosol. The transcript is spliced from 16 exons. Bases 78 to 2393 code for a protein of 771 amino acids. The record is from RefSeq and is a predicted model, not a curated record. Lineage: Eukaryota; Metazoa; Chordata; Actinopteri; Cyprinodontiformes; Goodeidae.
UGUUUUGGGGAGAGAACCUGUGCACAGUUUUACCCACUUCAGAGACUGUGGAGAAGGGCCUGGACACUGAGGAAGAGAUGAGACAAGGAGACACACCUCUUUCAAAACAGUCAAACAUGCCUCGUCAAUUCCCAAAGGGAACUUUAAGUGAGGCAGAGAAGAAGGCGCAGCUACUGGCUGAGAAAGCUUAUGCUUCGGCACUAAAAGAAGAAGUCAACAAGGAUGCCUUGUCAAUGUUCACUGUGCCUGAGGACUGCCCAAUUGGCCUACAGCAAGCCAAAGAUCAUGAGCUGCUUAAGGAGCUGGCAGAGCAACAGUCAGAGGAGAGUGUCAAGAGGAGAAAAAGCCUGAGGCUGAUCCGUUCCAAGUCCCUGUCCCUGCAGAUCCCAGGGAAUAUAGAUUACCCAGAUUCCAGGACAGUUACACCAUCAGUGUCCACUAGCUCCACCUUCUCAUCAGUAGCAGAAAACUGUCCUGAUUUCCAGAGAGUUACCAUUAGUGGUGAUUACUGUGCUGGAGUCACAGUGGAAGACUACGAGCAGGCAGCCAGAAGUCUGUUUAAAGCUCUGCUGCUUAGAGAGAAGUAUUCAAAGCUAGCCUAUCACAGAUUCUCUAGAACAACAAGCCAGUUCCUUCGCAGUGCUGAGAACAUGAGAUGGGAUGUAGAAGAUGAAGUCCUGCCUGACGUAUGCCCAUGUCCUGCAGGAGAUGAGGAUCCCUACAGUAUGGACAACAUCCCUGAGAAUCUGAACUAUGAACUGAAGAUGAAGGAUGGCAUUGUGUAUGUGUAUAACAGUGCAGAGGCACUCAGAAAGGAACAGCCCAAUGAUCUUCCUUACCCAGACUUGGAGACCUUUGCCAUAGAUCUCAGUCAUGUGCUGACAAUGAUCACAGAUGGGCCCACCAAGACCUACUGUCACAGAAGACUAAACUUCUUAAGUUCAAAGUUCCACCUCCAUGAGAUGCUCAACGAGAUGGCUGAGCUUAAGGAGCUGAAAAGUGUGCCUCACAGAGACUUUUACAAUGUUAGGAAGGUUGACACACACAUCCAUGCAGCUGCAUGCAUGUCUCAGAAACACCUGCUGACCUUCAUCCAGGAAAGAUACAAGUCUGAUAAAGACCGUGUAGUCUUGGAAAAAGAUGGGCAAGAGAUGACCCUGCAGGAGGUUUUUCACAGUCUCAGCAUGGAUGCCUAUGACCUCACUGUGGAUUCUCUAGAUGUACAUGCUGGGAGGCAAACCUUUCACCGGUUUGACAAGUUCAAUUCAAAGUAUAACCCUAUGGGUGCCAGUGAACUUCGGGAGAUCUUUCUGAAAACAGACAACUACAUUAAUGGAGAAUACUUUGCCCGGAUCAUAAAGGAGGUGGCCGUUGACUUGGAAGAGAGUAAGUAUGAGCAUGCAGAGCCACGCCUGUCGAUAUACGGAUGCUCACCUGAUGAGUGGGACACUCUCGCAAAGUGGUUCAUUCAUCACAAGGUCCACUCACCAAACAUGAGGUGGAUGAUUCAAGUUCCCAGAAUAUAUGAUAUUUUCAAGUCAAAGAAACUGGUAUCAAAUUUUGCCAAGAUUGUGGAGAACAUAUUCCUUCCUCUCUUCAAGGCAUCUGUUAAUCCACAGAACCACAAAGAACUUCACGUUUUCCUCAAAUAUGUUUCAGGCUUUGACAGCGUAGAUGAUGAGUCCAAACACAGCAACCACAUGUUCUCUUACAAGAGCCCAAAGCCAGAGCAUUGGACCGCACAUGACAACCCUCCCUACAGCUACUACAUCUUCUACAUGUAUGCCAACAUCAUGGUGCUCAACAACCUGAGAAAAGAGCGUGGACUGAACACUUUCCAGUUUCGUCCCCAUUGUGGAGAAGCAGGAUCGAUCACCCAUCUGGUCUCUGCCUUUCUGGCUGCAGAUAACAUCUCACAUGGACUCAACCUAAAAAAGAGUCCUGUGCUGCAGUACCUGUACUACCUGGCCCAGGUGCCCAUUGCCAUGUCUCCCCUCAGCAACAACAGCCUGUUCCUGGAAUACUCCAAAAACCCUCUCAGAGAGUUCCUGCACAAAGGUCUGUGUGUGUCGCUGUCCACUGACGAUCCCAUGCAGUUUCACUACACCAAGGAACCGCUGAUGGAAGAGUACGCUAUAGCAGCUCAGCUGUGGAAGCUCAGCACCUGUGAUGUCUGUGAGAUUGCCAGGAACAGUGUGCUGCAAAGUGGACUAAGUCACCAGGAGAAAAAGCAGUUUUUAGGAGUGAACUACCUGAAAGAUGGACAUGAAGGCAAUGAUAUCCGUCGGACCAAUGUUGCCCAGAUCCGCAUGGCCUACAGACAUGAGACGCUGUGCAACGAACUCAGCUUCAUAGCCGAUGCAGUGAAGUCCAAUGCUAUAAACUCCUACUAGAACUAAAAGAAA